Molecule: messenger RNA, 2994 nt
Organism: Pogonomyrmex barbatus (red harvester ant)
Lineage: Eukaryota; Metazoa; Arthropoda; Insecta; Hymenoptera; Formicidae
Product: RNA-binding protein squid
Biological process (GO): regulation of gene expression
Cellular component (GO): chromatin; nucleoplasm
Molecular function (GO): RNA binding
Source: RefSeq, a predicted model, not a curated record
ACUUUAAGCCGGCACGGACACACCGGUCUCUAUUUCUUCGACCUUCUGGCGACGACGACGUGCUGUAGAUCUGUGCUACGCGUGUAUAAUCACGGGGCGCUUGGUGUUUGUUGGCAGUCGGCACCCAGGUCUACGACGGACUUGCUUUGUCUUUAACGCUGCGAGACGUGUGAGGGGAGCGCGAGGAAUAACAGAAUGGCGGCCACAACGACGGAUUUUCAAAAUCAGUCCGACGCUGACGGCGUGCAGGACCAACCGGGGGGGCAGCAGGGUGCACAACAGAACGAUAUGCAGCAGACGAAUCAAAGUCAGCACGACCAGCAGCAACAACAGCAUUCAUCCGGUCAAUCACAGCAGCAUCAGCAGGCUACAGCCGGCAUCCCUGGCAAGGAUGACGAGCGGAAGCUAUUUAUUGGUGGUUUGUCCCGCAACACCACGGAGAAGGAGCUCCGGGAUCACUUUGGGAAGUUUGGCGAAAUCGAGAGUAUCUCAGUGAAGGUUGACCCUCACACUGGCAUUUCCCGCGGUUUCGCCUUCAUGGUAUUCACCAAUCCCAAAACCAUUGACAAACUGCUCGCGUCUGGCGACCAUUAUAUAAAUAAACGCAAGGUAGAUCCAAAGCGAGUCAGUAAAAAAUCGCAGCAUGGUAAAAUUUUUGUGGGUGGUCUUACUCCAGAAAUUACGGACGAUGAUAUCAAGAAUUAUUUUGGGCAAUUCGGAACGAUAGUUGAACUGCAGGCUCCAUUUGACAAAGUCAAAAAUCAACGUAAAGGGUUCUGCUUUAUUACGUUUGAUUCGAAGGAGGUUGUAUACAAGUUAUUAAAAACGCCUAAACAGACCAUCAACGGCAAGGAAGUAGACGUGAAAAAAGUGAAGGUUAAUCCAGAUCCAAGAAAUCAAGGUUUCUGGGCACCAGGUUACGGAUAUGGUUAUGGCGGUGGUUAUGGCUACAUCCCUGAAUACAAUGGCUAUCAUAGCGGCUAUGAUGAUAUGUACGCGAACUAUGAUUACGCCGGGUAUGAUGGUUACGACAAUAUGGGGUAUGGCCCCAAACCACGAGGUAACGGUCCAGGACCGCGUCAGUUUCAAAGACACCAACCAUAUUAAAAAAAAAAAAAAUAGAGAGGGAGAGAAAGAAAGUGUGCAUGCGAGAGCGAACAAUGAGAGCAUAUAGAGACAAAAUAAAUAUAUAAGGUGCUCCAGAUCUCUUAUGACAAUAAGAUGUGCCUUAAUGGCAGACAAUUAAUUAAACUAUCUGAAAUUUGUAUGUUCAAGCACAUCACACAGCUGUCAAAAUUGUCAUGGAUCGUAUUAUAAAUAAAUGACAAAUGUUACACUCUCACUGUACCAUAUGCCAUGCAAUUCUUCAGAUAAUUUAAUUAAUUGAUUUUAAAUACACUUGUAAUUUAAACAUUAUUAUAGCGUUGGCAUUUUGGUAUUAUAAUUUUGAAAUUCUGCCAUUAACGGUUGUCAUGAGAGAUCAGGGGCUGCUUAUAUAAACCCAGAGAUUGCCCUGCUAUAGUGAUGCCACUGAUUAUUACAACGUUUGGUGAUUACAUACGAGUAAGGUAUCAUUUAUUAUUAUAGGUAGGACAAAAAAUAUUGCAUCUAAAUAUCGCAUCAGUCCGACUGAAUCCGGGAUUUUUGGGGAGAAACAAUGGAAAAACAGGAAAAAAAGAAACAAAUUGAAAUGUCCUCAGAAUUGCAAAUAUCUCGCUGAAUAUAGAACAAGCCUUGAAUAUCCCGAAUUUAGUUUAUUAUAAAGAUUAUUCGCGCAAGUAACAUAAUAGCAAUGGAUAUUAACAAUAACAAUUAAGAGUAACAAUAUUAAUCUUUGUUUAACAAUCGUUGAACAAAAAGUCAAUCGUCCUCCCAAACCAGUGCUUUUGAAUUAACGCAAAAAUGCGACCGCUCGUUAUAUCUUUCUCUCUAUGGCGUGUAAAACUCCAACAUAUUUCGAAUUAACUUAAUUGGCUACAAUUAAUUCAACCGAGGGAAUGCUUAUAUUUUUAAGGUUGAAUUCAAACUGGAGAUGAACAAAUAAUAAUUGAAAGUCAUGACCCCAUGUGUAUUAUUCUGUACAUUAAAGGUGAUUACACAUGAAGUUUAAUUAUAAAUUUAAUUAUAAAAAACAUGUAUAUGGUUUAUUCUUUGUAGCAACAAUUGUAAUAUACUCUGUGUUUUGCUCUCAAAAGUUGCGUUUAGAUCGUUAUACGAUAGAGGAACGUAACUCUUGUAGAGCGUAACUCUAUUAAAGAUGCAGUAAUGUACAAUUAGACAUAAGAAGCAAAAAAUAUAACAAAAAUGACGAAAAAUUUAAAAGAUUUAGCUAGAAAGAACAAACCUACAACCCAAUCGAAAGUCAUGUUAAUCGUCGUGUCCAAAGUCGUGCUUUUUACCGUGUCGAUAAUUUUUUAUCGUGCAAAAUAUGUUCUUCAAUGAAUGUAAAAUACGAACUUUACAGUGAGCUAUACAUAAUGACAUGAUUUUUAUGUCAUUUUCUGACAGCAAAUCACUAAUAUAAUAAUUCACACAUACUUUUACUCCAUUCAAUAAACUUUUUUCUGUUUAUACGAGCAAAGUUUGGCGCAUAAAGAUAAUUCGAGACCAAGUAAAAGUACGAAUGAACACGAACGAACGAAUUGUAAGAUAUGAAUAUCAAACAAUACAUUGCGAUUGUAAAGUUAAGCGAGAGAUACAAAAGAGAGAAAAGAUAGGGCUUCAAAAACAUACAGCGAUAUAGUAUAUGAGGAGAGAAUAUUCAAUUUCGAGUAUGUUGAAUUUGUUGACCGAUAGAUCACUUAUUUGUCUUAUACUACUAAUUUACUAUUAAUGUGUACAUCUAUUAUAUUGGGUUGUCUGAAAAGUUUAUGUUACACUUUCAGAUUAUUUGCUAAAAGCUCCAACAAGAAAUCUGAAAAAAAUUGAAUUUUCACAAUUUUUUAUAGAUGCAGAAACGAAAGCAUAUAUAACUGAAUAAAAAUAUGCUACAUA